UCUCCUUCUUCCCUUACAAACCCAAAACUUUUGGGGGAUUCUCUGCCGUCGCGAUCUGCUUCGAUUCACAAUGGUGGAAGGAAAGGGUUUCCUGGUGAGCUCCGUCACCGAGCUUCACCGCAAAGAGAAGCAGAAGAAGAAAGGCAAAUCUGGAGGAUUCGAGUCACUAAACCUAGGUCCUAAUGUCUACAACGCAAUCAAGAAGAAAGGGUACAAAGUUCCUACACCGAUUCAGAGGAAGACGAUGCCUUUGAUCCUCUCCGGCGUUGACGUUGUUGCUAUGGCGAGAACCGGGUCCGGAAAAACCGCAGCUUUUCUUAUUCCUAUGCUUGAGAAGCUUAAGCAGCAUGUCCCUCAGGGUGGUGUUAGGGGGAUUAUAUUGUCUCCUACUCGUGAUUUGGCUGAGCAGACUCUUAAGUUUGCUAAGGAACUUGGGAAGUUUACAGAUCUUCGUGUUACCUUACUAGUCGGUGGUGAUAGCAUGCAAGACCAGUUUGAAGAGCUAACAAAAAACCCCGAUGUGAUUAUCGCAACCCCUGGGAGACUUAUGCAUCUUCUGGAGGAGGUAGACGACAUGUCACUAAGAACAGUUGAGUAUGUAGUCUUCGACGAGGCAGACAGUCUCUUCGGUAUGGGUUUCGCCGAGCAGCUUCAUCAGAUCUUAGCCAAGUUAGGUGAGAACAGGCAGACUUUGCUUUUCAGCGCAACCUUACCAAGUGCACUUGCAGAGUUUGCAAAGGCUGGUCUCCGUGAGCCUCAGCUAGUUAGGUUAGAUGUUGAGAACAAGAUAAGCCCUGACUUGAAGCUUUCGUUUUUAACGUUAAGACCGGAAGAGAAGUACGCUGCGUUGAUAUACUUGGUAAGGGAGCAUAUAAGCUCAGAUGAACAGACAAUUAUAUUCGUUUCCACAAAGCAUCAUGUCGAGUUUGUGAACUCGUUGUUUAAGCUGGAGAACAUUGUACCCUCUGUGUGUUACGGUGACAUGGACCAAGACGCACGGAAGAUACACGUGUCUAGGUUCAGAGCGAGGAAGACUAUGUUGCUGAUUGUCACUGAUAUUGCUGCUAGAGGUAUUGACAUACCGUUGCUUGAUAAUGUUAUUAACUGGGAUUUUCCACCAAGACCAAAGAUCUUUGUCCAUAGAGUGGGAAGAGCUGCUAGAGCUGGUCGUACAGGUUCUGCAAUAUCAUUCGUUACACCUGAGGAUAUACCUUAUCUGUUGGAUCUUCAUCUGUUCCUCUCGAAACCGAUCAGGCCUGCACCUACUGAGGAUGAGGUGUUGAAGAACAUGGAGGAAGUGAUGAACAGAACUAGUGAAGCGAUAGAGAGUGGAGUCACUGUUUAUGGUCGUUUCCCACAGAAAACCAUUGACCUUAUCUUUAACAAAAUCCAAGAGAUGAUUGAUUCAUCUGCAGAGUUGGAUUCUCUUGAGAAAACAUCUACAAAAGCUUUUCGUUUGUAUACUAAAACAAAACCGUCUCCGUCUAAAGAGUCCAUUAGGAGAGCUAAGGAGUUACCUAGAGAAGGGUUGCAUCCCAUGUUUAAAAGCAUAAUUGAAGGUGGUGAAUUAGAAGCAAUGGCGUUUUUUCAGAAGAUUAAAAACUUUAGACCCAAGCAGACCAUACUUGAAGCAGAAGGUGAAAAUGCCAAAUCUAAAAAUGUGAAGGGUCCUGCUGGGCAAUGGGUUGAUGUGAUGAAGAGGAAAAGAGCCGUCCAUGAGGAGAUCAUUACAAAGAGACAUGAGCAGAAUGAGAAGAGUUCCAAUAAUCAUUUAGAAAUGGACGAUGAACCUGAUAUUGAGGACAAGAUAACGGGAAGUAAAGUAAGCGGUAAGAAAAGAACGGCACAGCAAACUUUCAAGGACGAAGAAUUCUAUAUCAGCUCCAUACCAGUUAACCACCAUUCAGAGGCAGGGCUAUCUGUAAGGGGAAACGAAGGGUUUGGAUCAAAUAGAUUGGACGCUGCUGUUCUAGAUCUAGUGGCAGAUGAUGGCCAGGGUAUGAAGCAGCAGAAAACUAAUUAUCACUGGGACAAGAAAAGUAAGAAGUACAUCAAGUUGAACAAUGGAGAUCGUGUAACAGCCAGUGGCAAGAUAAAGACAGAGAGUGGAGCCAAAGUGAGGGCAAACAAAGCAGGUGCAAUAUACAAGAAAUGGAAAGAUAACACGCACAAGAAAGCAUUCAGCCGUGAGGACGGUGAAGGAGACGACACACCAAGCAUGUCAUCAGGUAGAGGUGGCCGAAGCGGGAAGAGAUGGUCAGCAUCAGUGCCUAACGCGCAUGUGCGUUCAGAGAUCAAAGAUCUGGAGCAGGUGCGUAAGGAGAGGCAGGAGAAAGCAAACAAACUGUCUUAUCUGCAUAGCAAGAGAGGUGGUGGCAGAGGCGGGGCCAGGGGAGGUCGUGGUGGAAGGGGAGGCAGCAGGGACUUUGAUGGUGGAAGCGGGAGGGACUUUGCCGGUAGAAGUAGUAGAGGGGGAAGAGGUGGUGGAAGUAGUAGAGGAGGAAGAGGUGGUGGGUUUGGCGGCGGAAGAGGUGGUAGUGGCCGUGGUGGUGGUAGUAGCAGAGGUGGUAAAAGAGGAGGUGGUGGUGGAGGGAAACGUGGGAGAGGGAGAUAAGCGUGAAGACUUUACUGACGAGUUAAAAAGAAUCGUCAAAACUUUUGAGCUUAGGCAAAAACUAUUUCUUAUUAAAAUGUUAUGUCACUUGCAGACCUUUAUCUACUCAAGUUUUGUGCAACACUUGUUUCCAUUUAUGUUUGAUUUCCUCAGGUUUUUGUCUUCGUGUAUUCUAUU
Molecule: messenger RNA, 2791 nt
Organism: Eruca vesicaria subsp. sativa (arugula)
Lineage: Eukaryota; Viridiplantae; Streptophyta; Magnoliopsida; Brassicales; Brassicaceae
Source: the annotation of a GenBank genome assembly